Molecule: messenger RNA, 2228 nt
Organism: Pseudo-nitzschia multistriata
Lineage: Eukaryota; Bacillariophyta; Bacillariophyceae; Bacillariales; Bacillariaceae
Source: the annotation of a GenBank genome assembly
GAUAGAUUGAUUUCGUACUUAUGCACGGUACCGCACGUACUUACUGUACCGGUAGAGAAGAUCAACACUAAAUAAUUUAAGUACGUACUGUACUCCUAAAUAUUUCUGUGUACAGAGCGUCAAAUUCGUCAAAUUCCGACACAUCAAUAAUCAAAAACAUUGACGUCAAGAAAAUGGAAGUUGUACGCACUACGCACUCUUGUAUCUGCCAGAAGGGGACUUACGUCGUACGAAGUACUUCUAAUGAAUUUGUUUUGUUCUGUCGUCCUGACAAAACUCUUUGGAUGUGCUCACCAAGAAUUUCAAGUGUAACUUCUUUAAAGUCCUUCUGUAGUCAUAUCGGCACCAAAUGACCAUGAAAAUCAAUAUUUUGCAAAAGAACACGGCAUCACUCGUGUCCAUAUUGCUGUUAGUAUUACAACUCUCUUCUUCUUUUGUUAUCAAGAGUGAUAAAACAGCCUUCACAAAUGGGAGGAAUAACAUUGCAUUGGGUGUUCUAGCCGAUGUCGACGAUAAAGUUUCUGAUGUAGCGGACGCUGGGGAUGACACUUCGAAUGUAUCGGUUCUUGUUGACGUUUUGAAUAAGCGGCUGAAGGGAGGAGAAGGAAGUUUGACCGAUGCAGACACGAAUGCUGCAAUAACCGCAAGCGAUUCUUUGUUGGUUCAUUUGGGCGAGCUCAAGAAUUCAGUAGAAAGCACCGAGUACUCUCAAAGCGACCUCCACACCGCCGCGAGAAAAAUGGACGUUGAUACCGUCUCAAAGAUGCUUGAUGCUGGCUUAGAAAUGGAUGCUAUUACGACAGAUACAGCGUUUUGGGCGGUAGUCAAGGCCGUAGAUCAAGCAGAGGCACAAGAUCUGCCCCUCUCCGCCAACGUGACACAAAUGCUUCACCACGUCUUCGAUGCCGAUGUGAAGCAAUUGUUGUCACGCGAGAAAAUAGGUACCAACAUAACGUGUAUGCAACCAGACGACACCGGUGGCAUCGCUGGCUCUGCAAAAAAGAUGAGUUAUAUCUUCGACGAUUCGGCCCACAAGGACCUGCCACUCAUGGAGGGACGUAAAUGCGAGGGUGGGACAUGUUGCGAUGCGUGCAGCCGGAAUAUCUUUCCCACGUUUGCAUCAGAAGCUGAGAGUAGCCUCGUAACCUUCCCCGAGCUUUCAUCGCUCACUUUCAACGAUCUGGAGAAAGUGUCUGCGAGCACCAUCAUCCAAUUUGUGCGAUUGAUUGAGCGAGUGCGCCGCACCAUUUCACAUGAAUACGGUUUGCCUCUCAAGAAUAUCCUCCCACUACAGGCGUAUUCGAGAAAGUAUGUUGCCGGAUCGACGCAAAAGGGUGGCGGUGGUGGCGAGGGUGACUUCGUUAUCCUUCACACCGACGAGGCCACACACGAUGGAUAUCACUAUUCGUGUGUGCUCUACCUGAGUACUCAGGGUGUGGACUUCGAAGGUGGCGACUUUGUCUUCAACGAUCCGGCUGAAAUUGUGCAAGAAAUUUCGAGCACUGAUAGCAAAGAAGAUACCGAAGAAGACAAAGUAGACGAGGAUUUAUUAGGACAACUUCUCCGUGGGGAACUCCCUGACGUAGAUGUAGAGGUUACCGAUGACGACGAGGACGAAGGCGAGGGAGAGGAUCUUGGCGAUUUGGAACAGCAGAUUCGUAAUGAUGGACGAAAACUCACCCCAUUUCACCCGAAGCGAGGCGCUGCUGUUAUUUUCUCCUCGGGGUGGGAAAACAUGCACGAGGUCGAAAAGAUCACGUCCGGUGUUCGCUACGCUGUUCCGUGCUUUUUCACCACCUGCCCCGUGCCAGAUAUAGCGUACGACCAAAUGAAUGUCGGCAAGCCCAAGACCGACGAGGACAUUGCCGAUGACUGGCUGCAUCUGCUGCUAGCUCACCGUAAGGAGGAACCGAUCGAAUCUGUGGGGCGUGUUAAGGAGCUCCUCAUGAAGUGGCACUACAUCUGCACACCCCUUUCCGAGCACUAAAUGGCUUAAAAACCAAAUGAUGAACAAUUCAGAAAUCAGGAUUAUUCAUUGAAUUAGGAUUUGUUGGGCAGACAGAUACGUUUCAAAUUGGAGAGCUAAAAAAUUAUCAACCAGCCAGUUCAAACCGAAUCUAAUUUUGUGUUUCUGCUGGAUGAAAUUCCAAAGACAACGUCGUGAUCCUGAUUAGUGUGUGUAUCAUUUUGGAAAGAUUACAUAAGUUUAGUAAAUGCUACAUUUCUUU